AAAGUCCUCAAUGAUAUCUUUCGCUUUCCUCCUUUUGCCACUUAAUUUUGCGAAACAAUAUCUGUUUGGUUGACUUGUUCUGUUUAAAAUUUCAGGAAGAACAAGCUUCAACUAGUGAGGCAUCAUCAUCAUUGUCAUCCCAACAGCAACCUCAAGUACAACCUUCAUUAGAUGAUUGUUUGAACUUACGCAUAGGAGAAAGGGAUGAGCAGAGGUUAGCGGGUCUACUUCUAGUUACCAAGUUUUGCAAUAAAGAUGACCACGCCUCCAUUCGUAAGGUUUACGAUGCCGAAUGGGGAAAGGAAGUGAUGUCGGGGGCAAUAAUCGUGACGUCUACUUGCAGUUGUCAAUCACAGUUCUUUCAGCAUUUUGUAGAGUUCCCCAGAUUGUAGCCUCUGAAAAUAUGGUUACUAAGAUUCCUCUCAUUGUAGAGACAAUGUCAAAAGAACCAGGAUUACCCAUCAUUGAAGACUGAUAUGAAUAUUUGUUUUUGGUCUCAACAGCUAAUGAAGAAGGGGUUAAAACCUUGUACAAAUCUGGUGGCUUGAAUGUGCUAGCUUCACAAUUGAUGAUUCUACCAGAUGGGUCUCAUAUGAUUGAACUUGCAAUGAGACUUGUGCAAAUCAUUGUCAUUAAGCUACCCUCAGAAAUUGUUUAUUCUGAGCAUCCAGCUGACCUGGCAACGGUGGUGUCUGCAGUGGCAAAGCAGUUUGCUGUACUGCAGAAUUCACUGAAGUUUGAAGCACUUCACCUCCUAUCAGCUAUCCUGUCCAACAGAUAUUCUGCACCUGUAUAUGAUGCGCUUUGCUUAAUGGGAAAUGACGUUUGGUCGAGAAACAUGCAGAUUGGUAUUGUGGCCAUCUUGCAAAAUCGAGUUGCGCCUUCACAUAAGCUUCAGGCUCUUUUUCUGGCUGAGUGUGUCAUAUCAAUUGUCGGUGAAGGGUGGCUUAUUGGGGAGAUAAACUUGACUGGCUCUCAGGUUUCCCUGCCUGCUGACAGGUGUAUUCUGCUUGUUUUGGAGUCAUCAAGGGUUGAAAUUGCUGUUCUUCUGAAUGACCUGGCACACCUAAAAUAUGAAGCCUCCAAGGCGUCCUCAAAUAGAGAGAACAUUCUUGUGAAGCAAAGGAAUCUUGGUGUAGCCUUCUCUUUGGUUGAAAAAAUAAUUAAACUUAUUUCUAGUUUUGGUGGGGAAGAGUCAGCUGCCAAUGCUGUUACCAGUGAGAGAACUUUCACAAAAAUCAUUUGUGGGCUCAAUGAGACAAUUGGUGCCGUUCUGGACUAUCUACAAGAUGCUAAGGAGCAUGGACAGAUGAAAGGGAAUGAUCUUCUAGCGGCAGUGCGAGUAAUCGGAAGCUCUCUUGCAGAAGCACCAGAUGCGUGUAAAGAUAAGGUCACAGAACUCCUAGCUUAUAUGCUUGCAAUUGAAGGGGAAGAUGAAUUGAGACCUUUUUAUUCCAUCUGUUUUUUGCUUCCAAUGCUGUGUCAAAUAACUCUUAAGACUGGAGGAUGCAAAGUUUUAGCUUCCUCAGGUGCAUUUAGAGAAGUUGUUGGUUACCUCAUUGCUUUGAUUGAACAAAACAACUAUACAUCUGAGGAUAAUGGUUCUAUAUUCUUGGCUUGCGAUACAAUUUUGAAUCUUCUUCUAAAGCGGGAGCAAAUUAAAUUUCCUUUAGAUGAUCCCAGUUUUAUCAGACUUUUAGUAGCAUUAUCACAUUGGGCAGGGAUGUCAGAGAAACCUAAACGAAGUUCUGGUUUCAUAAUCACCUGGAUGGAUUUCUGACUUUAUUUACCUAUAUAACCGGUAUGUCUUGAUGUCAAUCUGAAAUACAUUUAUGUUAAAAUAAAUGAAGAGCCGUUAUUGAGUAACAAAUUGCUCCUCCAUAUCAUCACUAAAUUUUCAGUCAUUUGUGACCACAAAGAAUGUAACACUUCUGUGUAUCUCUAAAAUUACUGAUCAAAUUGCACUAGAGGUGGUAGACGCUUGGUUUCUCUCUCCUGAGAUGUACUGUCUCAACCAUCUUUUACUUAAUUGGUUUUUGGUUGCUUUCCAAAGGUUGCUGAGAUUGAUAUAUUUGCAUUCCAGAGAGUUAUGGAUGAUGUAUCUAUUAUCAUGAUGGCAUCAAGCAUCGGUUCACUUAUACUUGAGUUGACAUCAGAGGAAGCUCUUCUAAAUCAUCCAGACUUCAUUAGUGGUAAUAUUAGUAGUCUGUCGAAGCUCAUUGAACGAAGCUUUGGGAUGUGUGGUCAGGACUUGAUAUCUGAUGAUGCUAAAGCUGAAGUAGAUCUUUUUCAGAUAAUUACCUCAGCAUAUUCAUCAUGGGCUGAUCGGUUUCCUCGCAUUAGACAAGCUAUCGAGAGCUCAGGGUCUUUUCGAUUUCGACAUGUUUCAUAGGACUGUUGUUCAUUUGAUGAGGCAAGUGCGUUAUGGAGCAUAUGAAUGUUGAUGAGGUCACUUGUCAUUUUAAUUGCUAUCUUCGCUUUUACUUGUUAGUGUUUUUCUAGUAUAUUGUUAAUCCUUAUGAAUAUUGCAUUGACUGAACUUGUUGAGGAUGUUCAGCUCUAAGUCUUUAACAUGGCAUAUGAGGAGGUUUCUUUGUUUUGUCAGAAGUAAACUGAUUUAUGCAAAUGAGAAGAAGCAAUCUCUCUUUCUGAUUGGUUCUUGUUUUAUGUCCCCUACUCAAUACUAAAACAAGAUGGAUGUAUUGAAUCUCUUCAAAAAUAAGAUAUAUCUUGUUUUAAACUA
Messenger RNA from Capsicum annuum, 2743 nucleotides. RefSeq lists its product as uncharacterized. NCBI's taxonomy places the organism in Eukaryota, Viridiplantae, Streptophyta, Magnoliopsida, Solanales, Solanaceae. The coding region runs from base 569 to 1780 and encodes 403 amino acids. The transcript is spliced from 18 exons. The record is from RefSeq and is a predicted model, not a curated record.